Sturnus vulgaris (Common starling) is the source of this 2853-nucleotide messenger RNA. It is a transcript of the gene MTBP, whose product is annotated as MDM2 binding protein. Gene Ontology annotation, biological process: regulation of protein ubiquitination; traversing start control point of mitotic cell cycle; protein localization to kinetochore. NCBI's taxonomy places the organism in Eukaryota, Metazoa, Chordata, Aves, Passeriformes, Sturnidae. Gene Ontology annotation, cellular component: kinetochore. The record is from RefSeq and is a predicted model, not a curated record.
AUGGAGCGCUACGUGCUGCUCCUGAGCUGGGGCGAGCGCCGGGCAGAGGGCGGGCCCGCGGCAGCGACCGCCGCAGCUGGGACUGCUGCAGACAUGUAUCAGUUCCUGAAAGAAAGUUAUAAUGCAUCGUUAAAUGCAGAUGUGAGCGUAUUCCCAGCGUGCUCAGUGGCUGGUAUUCCAGGUGCAAAGAAAUGGUAUUUUGCAAGUCAUGUCAUUUGUGGUUAUUAUCAGUUCUGCAGUUCUGAUUGGGAGGAAGUAAAUGUUGACACACCGAAAAAUGACGACUCUCACCAGGCAAGCAUUGAUGAGAACCUGGGAACCACACAAAAUUUUGAGGAAGAUGACAGUAACAGUCGGGAAUCACUGUCUCUGACUGAUAUCUAUGAUGAAGCUGCUGAAAGUCUGCAUCAAUUAGCUGAUAAAUUGCCUGCCCCAGGCAGAGCAAUGGUUGAUGUAAUCCUGCAUGCUGUUGAAUGUGAUGGACCCAAGCUAAAAGACUGCUUACCUGCUAUUGGUGCCCUGAAACACCUGAGAGAGUGGCACUCUGCACAGAUCACUAUUGCAGCAAGUGAUGCUAAAGGUAGCUGGCAAAAGAUUGCAGACUAUCUGUCAGCAGACUUUGUAUCUUCAGAUGAUAUAACAAAUAUCAUUGAUUUAAAUGAACUCUGGAGAGGAAAGAUUCAGAUAUGGGAAAGAAAGUUUGGAUCAGGAGUGGACUUUCCAGAAUUUUGUAUAAAGAGCACUUCAGCCAAGACAUUCAGGACUGCAAAUUUAAGGUCUUGCUUUGCUGCUAAAAAAGAGUGGCAGUCGAGGAAUACUGAUACUUUGCCAGAAGUUUUUCAUUACUAUGGUCCUGCACUAGAAUUUUUACAGAUGGUGAUGCUUUCUGAUCUACCUUCCAUUUUUGUAUCAGAUCUGGAGUUUGAGCUGAGCCUGUCAAGAAAGAAUACCAAGGAGGCAUCUACACUGCUUUUGGACCAGAUUUCUUUUCUCUCUGGGAAGGUGGGAGCUUUAUUUACACUGCCAUGUAAUGUAAGCAAUGUAGUGAUCCCAUCUCCUGCCCAGCUGAGCACCAAGAAAUGGAAGGAAUAUAUGGCUAAGAAACCCAAGGUCAUUUCUGUUCCAGAAAUUGAACUGAAAGGAGAAUCUUGCCGAUAUUAUUUCUUGCUACAAGGGAAUGGCUCUGGAGGAUGUAAAGCAACCUUGAUUCAUUCAGCUGGCCAGAUCAAUGGGAUGGCCACUCUUGCUGCAGUAAAUGGAAAGCUAAAGGCAAAAGGAGAAGAAACAGAGUCAGACUUUCAUAUUUCUGACUUUAUCAAGUCUCUGCCAUGCUAUUGUGGAGAGGACAUUGUACAGAGAGAAACAAGACUGUCUCGUCUCCAAGUGUUUGCCUUAAAGGAGUAUCUCAACAGAAAAGAAUUGACCAAGCAGCCUGCAGUUAUUUCUACCAAUGAGUUUAAAAGCUUAUUAAAACUUACAAGAGAAUGUUUUUUGGACCUGUGCAGCACUAGUCUUCCUAAGCCAGUUCUACAGAAGGUCUGCAAUAAAACCAGCUCAUGGACUGUGACGUGUGAACCUGGUUUAAUAGAGCCAAACCCAUUGGAGUGGCCAGAAAGACAUGUUCUUCAGAAUUUGGAAAACUUUGAAAAAAACAAACAAAAAAUGAGAGUUCCUCUGUUUGCACAUUCAUCUGAGCAAUUGCUGGGACAUAAAGACAGCCAGCGGGAGUCGCUGACGUUGCUGGAUGCUAAAGAGCUGCUGAAGUAUUUCACCCCCGAAGGGCUCCCCGUGGGGGAUCUCCAGCCACUCCAGGUUCCCAAGCGUGAAAAUGCAUUUCUUUUGACACCAGAGCUUACUCCUCGAAAACUCAGAGGUUUGCCUUUUGAAAAAGCAGCUGGCUGCCAUUAUCAUGGACUUGAGUAUUGUCUAGAUGACAGAAGAGCCUUGGAGAGAGAUGUGGGAUAUGCUGAACUUCAAACUCGUCUUAUUCGCUAUGAAACUCAGACUACCUGCACCAAGGAGUGCUGCCCUGUGCCACUUGUCUUGAGUCCUCUCCCGUCUCCUGCAGUCUUGUCAGAACCUGGAAGUGUCCCUGAUGAAGAGUCUUUACAAAGCGAACUCAAAACAGAGACAUCAAGGCUAAAACGCAGAUCAAAAGACCUGGAUUACUUUUAUCCCAAGAAAAGGCUAACCAAAUCUGAGAGUACAGACUCCCUCGUGUCUCAGGCAAGUGGUAGCAGCAGGAGUCAUUGUGCAGUUGCUGUGAUGAGGAAACGCUCUGAGAGAUCAGUUUCUGUGGCUGCAGUGCCCUCAAAACUGCCCGGCCAAGCCCACAGAGCAGCCAGCAAGGCUGGCUCAGCUGCAGAGCCUGAGGCCUCCAAGCAAGACAAGGAGUCGAGAUCCCAGAAACACACGAGGAUGCUGAAGGAGGUGGUUGCUAAGACUCUUCAAAAACAUGGAAUUGCAGAGGAUCAUAAGUGCUUUGCAUCAUGCAGCCAGCGUCUAUUUGAGAUAUCAAAAUUCUACUUAAAGGACCUUAAAACUUCUAGAGGACUUCUUGAUGAAAUGAAGAAAACAGCAAAUAGCAAUGCUAAACAGGUGAUUGAAUGGGUUUUGGAGAAGACUGGCAAGUAGAGGCACUGUGUGGAUUCUAUUCACACCUUCCCAGGAGUGUGGAGACAGAGCACUUCUGACUAGAGGAGCAUUAAUACUGCCCAAUGCACACACAGAUCUGCACACUGGGAGGACUUUGGUCAGUGUAACUCUAUAGACUCAUUCUUCAAGCACAGGAGCAAGGUUGAAAACUUUUUAUAAUGAAAGUUUUUAAUUUCUUUUUAAAUUCGAGUGAAAAAA